AUGGAAUCGAGAGACAAGACCGUCGAGAAUCCUAACAGUGCUAGGCCUACCUCCAUCGUGACAACUUGGCACAAGGCGCCCUCAGGUGGCAAUCUUGCUCGGCUAGGAUCUCCUUCUCCCACGUCCGACGGCAUGAGCACAUAUUUAAGGGCAGCGACUGCAUCACGAAUUUGUAUAACUGCAGUUCCAGGUACCCCCCAUCGCGUCCAUGGGGUCUUUCACUGCAGGGAUGUGCCUCUAGGAUACCCGUCGUCCUUACCUCGAGGCGUUGCAACCACGGUUGAUCAGACCAAGAACAACAACGAUCCCAACCUAGGCAAGCGGGGUGAGCAUGUCAAGGCUGGGAAAAGUGCAACGUCGAGCGAAGGCAGAGGACACCCAGCGAAGCAGCCAGAUCCGCAGGAGCCUCCAAAACGGUCUUCGGGCUUUGAAACUCAAGGUCCUGAUGGCAAAUCUGGCGAAGGAGAAGACACUGGUGGUGUGCAUAAAGAGAAGAAACCAGAGUUGACAUGA
This is a messenger RNA of Cladophialophora psammophila CBS 110553, 513 nucleotides long. RefSeq lists its product as uncharacterized. The coding region runs from base 1 to 513 and encodes 170 amino acids. The record is from RefSeq and is a predicted model, not a curated record. The transcript has a single exon. NCBI's taxonomy places the organism in Eukaryota, Fungi, Ascomycota, Eurotiomycetes, Chaetothyriales, Herpotrichiellaceae.